AUGGCUACUAUUUCUCCAGAAGCUCUUUGGGCUCAACGUUCUAAUGCCUCUGCUCCAGAAAAGAAUAUCAUCUACCUUACUGUGAAGGUCACAGACCCAAAGGGUCUUAAGGUUGAUCUCAAAGAAGAUUCCCUUGACCUUGAAAGUGAAAGUGACUACGCCGCCACCAAGGGUACCCACUACAAAUUGCACCUCGAUUGGUUUGCCCCAAUUGAUCUUGAACACUCAAGAUACGAUGCCAAGAGCAGUGGGAACCACAUUUCCUUUGUGUUGCGUAAAAAAGACGCCCAAGAAGAAUACUGGCCUCGUUUGACCAAGGAAAAGGUCAAGUACAGAUGGUUGAAGACCGAUUUCGACAAGUGGGUCGAUGAAGAUGAACAAGAUGAGCAACCAGAAGAAGAUCCAUAUGCCGGUAUGGGUGGUAUGCCAGAUAUGGGCGCCAUGGGUGGUAUGCCAGGUAUGGGCGGUAUGCCAGGUAUGGGUGGUAUGGGCGGUAUGCCAGGCAUGGGUGGCAUGGGUGGCAUGCCUGAUUUGCUGGCCUUGGGCGGUGGAAAUGGCGGUUUCGACUUAAGUAAGCUUAUGGCUGGUGCUGGUGGUGCCGGUGGUAUGGAUUUCAGCAAAUUGGCUGCCCAAAUGGGUCAAGCCGGUGGUGAUGAUGAACACAGCAGUGAUGAUGAAGAACCAGUGGAAGAAGUAACCAAAUAA
This is a messenger RNA of Saccharomycopsis crataegensis, 705 nucleotides long. RefSeq names its product Hsp90 cochaperone SBA1 (gene SBA1). Gene Ontology annotation, biological process: chaperone-mediated protein complex assembly; protein folding. The coding region runs from base 1 to 705 and encodes 234 amino acids. The record is from RefSeq and is a predicted model, not a curated record. The transcript has 2 exons. Gene Ontology annotation, molecular function: Hsp90 protein binding; protein-folding chaperone binding. NCBI's taxonomy places the organism in Eukaryota, Fungi, Ascomycota, Saccharomycetes, Ascoideales, Saccharomycopsidaceae. Gene Ontology annotation, cellular component: cytosol; nucleus.